CCACAGCCCUUACUCUUCUGUCUUCAAUUAAUAAUGAGCCGUCCACUUAAAGAACGCGUUGCUAAGAUCACAUCUAUGAAAGAUGUCGAAAAACAAUAUAGCAUGAUACCCAAGCUUUUUAAAGAAAAAGAAACAGAUUCUAAUUGGGAAGGAAGACUCGAAGUCUUUAAAAAUUUGCGCGAAAUCCUCCGUUGCUCAGAACUUCUUUCUGAGCAUAAGGAGGAUAUUAGCGCCGGCCUCUGUAAAGAAUUGCCGGGCCUCGUCCAAGCAGUUCAAAGCCUCCGAAGCUCAGUAGGUAUUGAAGCCCUGGCUUUUUUAACUGAGCUCAGUAAAAAGCUGGGCCAAACACUUGAUCAACGCACCGUCGUUGUUAUCGUUGACGCGAUGUUAAAGUGCAGCGUCAGCACAAAAAAAUUAACAAUGCUGAAGCUUGCUGAGGCAUCCGAAGAAUUCUAUAAAAGCACCAACUUCCACCUCUCCGUGCUUUUUAAGUUGUGUAAAACAAGAACCGAUAAAAGUGUACAGCUCCGUCAAUAUGCAUGUACGAACAUCAAAAUCAUCUUGGAGACACAUGCAUCCAAAAAACAUGUCAAAAGAAUCAUCGAUACGACCACUGGACUCUCCACCAUCGAAGCAUUCUUAAAAACCGGUCUUUCGGAUGCUUCACCUAUUGUAAGGGAAUCCUGUAGAGUAUUAUUCAAGACAUAUAAUAAGUUAUGGCCUGACAACGCUGGCACACUUUGUCAAUCAUUGGACUCAGCUACUCAAAAACAGUUACAAAAGACGGUACCCGUUCUGCGAUCUGUUAGAGCAUCCACCGCAUCACCAAAUACACGAACUGGAUCUCAAACACCCUCACCCACCACCUCCAAAGUGCUUUUAAAAACCAAGACACCCUCGCCAACCACCUCCAAAGAAAAUAUACCUCGCCCCAAGACACCAUCACCCACCGGGUCCAAUCUGCUCGCAAACUCAAAGACACCCUCACCCACUACUUCCAAAGCGCCCUCACCAACCACCUCUAAACGAAUUGUACUUCGCCCCAAGACACCAUCACCCACCACGCCCAACCUGCUUCCAAAACCAAAGACACCCUCUCCUACGACUUCGAAGCUGCUCCUGAAACGCAGGACACCCUCGCCAAUUUUAUCACGAGCAGCCAUGAAACCAACUGUAGCGAUUAAGGCAGCUAAAGAGGCUAAAGAGGCUAAAGAGGCCAAAGCAGCUGAAGCGACGAAAGAAAUGAACAAGUCUGCCGAGGAAGCGUCUCUUUUGCUUGGGAUGCUCAAGAACGACGAUCCGCAAGUCCAAUGUAACGGCUUAAAAAUAUUGGCAUCUAGAUUAAAGACAGUAGAAUACUCGCCAACAUCUGCUGGUACCAACUUACCGGCUAAUGUACCGAACAAGAUGGACUUGCUGAAUAUUCUGAUGGAUUUGUUGACAAGAAAUGAUCGGGAUAGAGCAGUGUAUGAAGCCUUAAUGGGAUGGGAAAGUAUCGCAGGUAUUUUUAUGUAUAUCAUGGCAUUCAACUACUACUGCCCAACGCUUGUGAUUGCUGCACAUCAACGACUUGAAAAACCAGCCAAAAUCACUGAAAUCAAUCAGAUAUACAGCAAAGGAUUAAAACGCGUAAAGAUGUUUUUAAAGCGAAAUGAUCCCUUGUUGGCUAAACGAUUAUUGGACAUGCUGGAAUCACUUAAAGGCGAUCAAAAACUGUUAGAUGCAAGCGUCAAGCAAGACUUUUUAUUGAAUCCAUCCUACAAGCAGGCCUUGCAAUGUGGUUUAUUAGCUUGGAUGAACGAAAUCUUGGGAGAUUAUGUUGGUUUGGCAGAGGAUGAGGAUCCCGAGACAUUAAAAGAAGGUGAAGGUUUCUUGGAUGUCGUGAACGGUGGAUCGUGUGCUGAAGAAUGGUUUGAUUCCUCACAGAACAUUCAGUCUUAUGUCGCUUUUGUUAUUGGAUCAUUGUUGGAUACAAGCAGUCUGGAAGAAUCGUAUCCUUUACUCUGUAGCAUGGCCCAAAAAUUAAAAUUGGCAAAUCCUAGAGUAUUUGCUAAUGAGACCGUCAAUUCUGAAAAUCAGGUACGCAUUGAGACUGCCUUGAUGCCACCCGUGAUUACAGACAAGAAGCCCUUGGCACGCUCUGCUCCGUUUGACGAUGAUUUGCACGUUGAGAAAAAACGACGUCAAAUCUCUGCAUAAUGGAUGAAUCAAUAUAAUACUGCGUAGAAAUCAAACGAAUCACAACAACAAAGAGACGAACAAUAUAACUAUCAAUGCGUAUUAAAAUAGGAAUUACUGUCACCCUUGAACAAAUCACUGCAGCUAUUGCUAGCGACAUCAACACCAAUUAGAAAAACAUUGCUGCUAAACGAUACAAGACCUUGGGUCUCACUCUUGUCA
Messenger RNA from Mucor mucedo, 2400 nucleotides. Its product is annotated as clasp N terminal-domain-containing protein. The record is from RefSeq and is a predicted model, not a curated record. Gene Ontology annotation, biological process: mitotic spindle assembly. The transcript has 4 exons. Gene Ontology annotation, molecular function: microtubule binding. NCBI's taxonomy places the organism in Eukaryota, Fungi, Mucoromycota, Mucoromycetes, Mucorales, Mucoraceae. The coding region runs from base 34 to 2199 and encodes 721 amino acids. Gene Ontology annotation, cellular component: mitotic spindle midzone; microtubule organizing center; cytoplasmic microtubule.